UCCGUUCUGACGUCAGAACAUUAGACGAACCCACGUGGUUAAUAAAAACACCAUGGCGGCUGGAUUCAAAACUGCUGAGCCCUUGGAAUACCACCUGAGGUUUCUGAAAGAGAACUGCCGUUCUGAUGGAAGGGAGCUGGGUGAAUUCAGAACCACGACAUUGAAUAUAGGUUCUAUAUCCACAGCAGACGGCUCAGCCCUGGUGAAGAUUGGAAACACCACAGUCAUGUGUGGCAUCAAAGGGGAACUGGCAAACCCACCAGUGGAUGCACCCAAUAAAGGUUACAUUGUACCCAAUGUAGACCUGCCUCCUCUGUGUUCGUCACGGUUCCGUCCUGGACCACCCGGGGAACAGGCUCAGGCCGCCAGCCAGUUCAUCGCUGAUGUCAUAGAGAGCUCUGCCGUCAUCCAGAAAGAGGACUUAUGCAUUGUGAAAGGAAAGCUGUGUUGGGUCCUGUACUGUGACAUCAUGUGUCUGGACUACGAUGGCAACUUGUUGGACGCCUGUCUCAUCGCCCUGCUGGCUGCUCUCAAGAACGCGCGUCUCCCAGAGGUGACAGUCAACAAAGAGACAGAGGCUCCUGAGGUGAACCUGGAGAAAAGGACGAGUCUGAACAUCCACAAACACCCCGUCGGGGCCUCUUUCAUUGUGUUUGACGACUCUAUAAUGAUUGUCGAUCCCACCGCUGAGGAAGAGAGCCUGUCUACAGCCACAAUCACAGUGGUAACAGACGAGGAAGAGCGACUCUGCGCCCUCCACAAGCCAGGUGGUACAUCAUUAUCAGGGGAGAAGCUUCAGGAUUGUAUCAGCAGAGCCACGACGAGACACAGGGAGGUCCGCAAACUCAUCGACAAAGUCAUACAGAGCGCCAAGACAACGAAAUAAACACACACACACACGUUUAUGUUUCUCUAAAAGUUGUAUUUUCCUGUCAAUAUAUAUUUUCUUUAUCACAAUAAACUGCUGAUAAAGACCAUUUUAAAACA
Molecule: messenger RNA, 987 nt
Organism: Salvelinus fontinalis (brook trout)
Lineage: Eukaryota; Metazoa; Chordata; Actinopteri; Salmoniformes; Salmonidae
Gene: exosc8
Product: exosome component 8
Exons: 11
Coding region: 53-886 (277 amino acids)
Biological process (GO): nuclear polyadenylation-dependent mRNA catabolic process; U4 snRNA 3'-end processing; exonucleolytic trimming to generate mature 3'-end of 5.8S rRNA from tricistronic rRNA transcript (SSU-rRNA, 5.8S rRNA, LSU-rRNA)
Cellular component (GO): cytoplasmic exosome (RNase complex); nuclear exosome (RNase complex)
Source: RefSeq, a predicted model, not a curated record